This is a messenger RNA of Entamoeba nuttalli P19, 2601 nucleotides long. Its product is annotated as RhoGAP domain containing protein. The annotation marks the transcript as partial. The record is from RefSeq and is a predicted model, not a curated record. Gene Ontology annotation, biological process: signal transduction. Gene Ontology annotation, molecular function: guanyl-nucleotide exchange factor activity; GTPase activator activity. NCBI's taxonomy places the organism in Eukaryota, Evosea, Mastigamoebida, Endamoebidae. The transcript has a single exon.
AUGAGUAGUCAUAAUCAAUCUCCUGGUGUAGACCAGUCACUUAUAACAAAUAUUAGGAAGCAAAAGCAAACGCAACAUAAUAAUUCAGUUAAACAAUUAAGUGAAGGUAUUUUGCUAGAGCUAAGGAAAAAAAAUGGAGAGAAAACUCCUAGGACUAGAAGAAGAACUUUGGCUGUCGAUAAAAAGAAUAUUACGUCUGAAAAUGACCAAACUGAAAGUGAAGAAAAUAUAAUUCAAAAUAUUGCCAAGGAAAUUGAUGCUCUUCAAAAUGAAAUUAAGGUAGCACGAGAUAAGUGCCUAAAGAUAAUGGAAAGUCAACAACAAUUUAAGGUCCUCAUUGAUUCUUUAAGUAACCAAAGAAAACUUGUUUUAGACAUGAAAGAGAAUUUAAGAGAUAUUACUAUUCGUGAUGUUGGGUCUAGGAGUGAUGUUGAAGAAUGUAGCGAGUUUAUGGGUGAAUUAUAUCUCAAAUGCUUUGACCAAUUUAAUGAACAAAUUAGAAGUACAGAAGGAUUUUAUGAAACGAUAAAAAAGUAUAUUGAUUCGUGUAAUAAUUUUACUCGAGCAAGAAAUGAUUUUGAUAAAUUAAUUUCAAGUUAUGCGACUGUAGAUAUGAAACUUCAAAAGAUGAAUAAAGAAAAACGACCAGAUAUUAAUAAAGUAGGACAAUUGCAACAACAAAAAGAAGAAACUUUUAAUUCUAUUAAGAGUGAAGGAGAAAAAGUUACUGAUUUUUACGUUGAUUUAUAUAAUGAGUUUUUGACCAUUAUGCUCCAUACUUCUGUUGAUUUAAGUGAUAAAGUAUCAAAGGGGUUAACUAGUACUAAAAGAAUGUUUAAGGAUAAAGGAGAAAAAUUAAAUUUAUGGAAGACUUUAAAUAUUGGAGAAGCAGUCAAAAAUACAGAUGUUGAAUAUCCACAAUGGAUGGAUGAUGAUCCAUUAUUUAUUAACAUUUUUGAAGCUGAGAAUCAUUUAGUUGAAAAGAUGGAAUAUUGUGUCGUUAAAUAUGCUAAAUCGUUGUUGUGUAAUCCAACAUUAGCAACAACAGGAAUGAGUAUGGCUGAUGUUAAUCUUAUUUUUACUGAGAUUGAGUCUAUUCAUUCAUUACAUCAUUCAAUUUUUACAGAACUUAAGAAUUCAAAUAUAGACUCCUUUAUUGAUGCAUUCGCUAAACGUGCAAGUCAAUUGUAUGAUGUUUAUAAAAGAAGAUGUGCUCAUUUUAAAGACUCUAUGAAGAAGUAUAAUAAAUGUCUUCAAAUCGAUGCAUUUAAAGAUGCUAUUGAAUCUAUUGAUAAUUCGAAUUUAAGCCAACCAAGGUUAGAAGAACUUCUUCACUUACCAUUCAUUCACUUAACUCAAUUAGUUCCAUUAUUUAAUAGCCUCAAAGAUGAUUUUUCUGAAGAAACAGAUAAAACAGAGAAAUUAGAAGAAUUAUGUUUUAUCUUUACAUCAUUAAGUCUUUUAUCUGAACAAGCAGAAAAAGAGAACGAUGUUGAGACUCAAUUAAGUAAGAUCAAUGGAUUGAAAGGUAUUUCUUUUAAUCCUAAAAGAAAGUAUUUAGACCGUCAACAAUGUACAUAUAACAAAACUCAAGGAACAAUGUUUUUGUUUAAUGACAUUUUUAUCUUUACAAAACCAGAGCGUAAUGAAUAUAUAUUUGGGUCUGUUAUUAACGUUAGUCAAAUGGUUUCAUUUAGAGUAAAAAAUAAGAAGACUGUUGUUUUGGAAAUCAAAAAUGAAACAUGUGACAUUGGAUUUAAGGAUACUCAAACAGCAGAAAAAUGUGCAAAAUAUCUUAAUAGUAUCAAAUAUGAGAUGGAUAGAAAAAAGAUUUUUGGAACAGAAAUUAAGAGUUCAGUCAUUGCAAGAGAAGAAGAAACUACAUUAAUACCAAAUGUAAUUCAUAAAAUUUUCGAUAAAUUAGAAAAAGAAGCACCAGACACUGAAGGUAUUUUUAGAAUUAGUGUUAGUGUAAAAGAUUUAGAAGAAACAAUGACUAAAAUAGAUUUAGAUGUGAAUAUUGAUGUAAGUAAUAUGUCUUGUCAUUUAUUAGGUAAUGUAUUAAAGAAAUAUUUAAAUUUAAUGCCAAACAAAUUACCUAUUAGUCUUCAAACAGUAGAUGUAGAUAAUAUUAAAGCUAUUCAAGAUAUUUUAGAGCCAGUAGGUAAAAGCUAUUUGUUAUUAAUGGAACGAUUAUUUAGGUUACUUCAAAUGAUUGAUAAAAAUAGUGGUGUUAAUAAAAUGACAGCAGAUAAUUUAGCUAAAGUUAUUUGUCCUAACAUUUAUGAAGAAGGUGAUGACUUUGGUAUGAACAUUGAAAAAUUAACUCGAACUGCCAUUGUAAUGAUUCAGCGAUAUGAUGAAAUUUUUGGGGAGUUUAGGUCAUCUUUUGAGAAAAAGAUUCAAGAUGGAAUGCAAGAAAUUAAUCACCAAAAAGAGUUGGAAGCUAAAAUACAAAGUGAAGAUGGAUUUAAAGAAAUUCCAGUUAGUAAGUUAGUAGAAGGACACCAAGAUGAUAAAACAGUCGUAUUAACAUUAAAAGAUAUCAUCAAACAAGGAGAUGUUGAAAUGUUAGAAGGAAAGAAAUGGGGUAAGAAGUGG